This is a messenger RNA of Phyllotreta striolata, 852 nucleotides long. NCBI's taxonomy places the organism in Eukaryota, Metazoa, Arthropoda, Insecta, Coleoptera, Chrysomelidae. The record is from the annotation of a GenBank genome assembly.
AUGGCUGUAAACGUAUACUCGACCAAUGUUACGUCGGAUAAUCUAUCGAGGCACGACAUGCUGGCCUGGGUCAACGAAUGCCUCCAGAGCCAGUUCACCAAGAUAGAGGAGCUCUGUACGGGGGCCGCCUACUGCCAGUUCAUGGACAUGCUCUUUCCCGGCUCGGUGCAACUCAAACGGGUGAAAUUUCGAACCAACCUCGAGCACGAGUACAUCCAGAAUUUCAAGAUCCUCCAAGCUUCGUUUAAAAAAAUGCAAGUCGAUAAGAUCGUGGCGGUGGAUAAGUUGAUCAAGGGCCGGUUCCAGGACAAUUUCGAGUUCCUGCAAUGGUUCAAGAAGUUCCACGACGCCAAUUACGCCGGCGGCGGCGAGUACGACGCGAGGGCGGCGCGCGGCGGCGAAUUUUUGGGCGGCUUCGAGAUGAGAAAGUCGGCGCGGGAGGCGCUGCGGAGCGUCGCUCGUCGUUCGAUUUUACCGAUGCCGAAGAAGCCGUUUGAUGUCGAGAAACCGAAGGCGAAUCCGAAGGCGCCUCUGCCCAAGGCGACAUCGAAGCAAAGUUCGAUAAAGUCCCAGCCGUCGGUGACGAAAAAUCAGGCAGGAGACGCGAGUAAAAUAGAAGAAUUGACGAAUCAAUUGGGCGAAUUUAAACUGACUGUGGAAGGACUGGAAAAAGAAAGGGACUUUUACUUCGGGAAAUUGAGAGAUAUCGAAGUGGUGUGUCAGGAUUCCGGGGAGGAGCAGACGAGCAAAGAGGAUUUGAUGCAAAAAAUCUUGGAUAUUCUUUAUGCUACAGAGGAAGGAUUUGCUCCGCCUGAAGAAAGCGAAGGAGAAGGCGAGGCGGACGAGUAUUAA